Messenger RNA from Phlebotomus papatasi, 1320 nucleotides. RefSeq names its product putative nuclease HARBI1. The record is from RefSeq and is a predicted model, not a curated record. NCBI's taxonomy places the organism in Eukaryota, Metazoa, Arthropoda, Insecta, Diptera, Psychodidae. The transcript has 3 exons. The coding region runs from base 205 to 1320 and encodes 371 amino acids.
AUUGGUGAAGCCUUCACUGGUGAAACGUUCACCGUGAAUGAUUCACCACUCGCGUUCACAACUGCUAGAAAAGUGAUUGUGAAUGAGUGAGUGAAUCAGCUGUGGUGAAAAACUGCUUGAGUGAAUUCGAAAACGUCAAAAUUCAUUUGUUUACAUCCUAAGUGUCAGAAAAAAUCACGAAUUUCCUCGCUUUUCUUUUUUAAAAUGGACAUUUUAAUAAUAAGGAGAAUUCGCCGUGCUCGCGAGAAACGCCGUGUGAAGAAUUUGCGUAUUAUACGACGUGAAUUACGUGAUACCAUUAAUCCGCUGGAAGAUUAUCCGGAAGGGUACUUCAAGCAAGUGUUCCGUCUUACAAAAGACAUUUGUAGGACAUAUAUGCGCCUCAUAUUUCCCUAUAUGGAGGAUAGGGAUAGAUCUACAGGUCUCACAAAAGAACAAAGGGUACUAUGUGCCCUAAGAUUUUUUGCAUGUGGAAGUUUUCAACGAUCCAUUGGACUUGAGUCGGAGAUCAGUCAAGCGCAGCCAACAGUAUCCCAGUGUCUUGAUGAAGUACUUAAUAUCAUAGAUGAAUAUAUUGCGCCGCAAUUUAUUAAAUUUCCCACUACAACAGCUGAGAAGAAUGAUAUAAAAAGGCAGUUUUAUCAAAAACAUGGGAUACCGGGAGUUAUUGGACUGAUUGACUGCACUCAUGUCCUGAUCAAGAGACCUCCGGUUGCAGUUGAGCAUGCUUAUUAUUCAGUACGAAAAGCAGCUCAUUCGAAGAACGUCCAAAUCAUUUGCGAUCAUAAUUUAAAAAUUCUCAACGUCAACCCAAAGUUUGGAGGGCUUGUCAACGAUAGCUUUAUCUUCAACAGUUCCUCAGUAAGCCAAUACCUGCGCUACUCCUACAACCGAGGCGAAAGAGAUAGUUGGCUGUUGGGAGAUAGCGGAUAUGGACUUCUGCCGUGGCUUAUAACUCCGGUACCGACUCCUCAUAAUGAGGCAGAGGAAAGAUUCAACAAUGCGCAUAAAGCCUGUCGCUCAACUGUUGAAAGGUGUAAUGGGGUGUUGAAGAGUAGGUUCAGAGCAAUUUCUCGCCAAAGAAUCUUACUAUAUGAUCCAGUGAAGGCGGGAAAAAUUAUUAAUGCGUGCUGCACUUUACACAACGUUAUGAUUCUUAAAGGAUACCCUCUGCCAACAGAUGAAGAGAUAGCAGCUGAACUUGAUAAUCAGGUACAAGCAGAUGAGGCUCCAUAUGGUGACUUUGUGGAAAUGGAUACCGUCGCAAUCUUGCAGAAUGGAAGGAGGUUGAGGGACCGAAUUAUUAGAGAUAAUUUUUAA